CAGGUGAUCUUCAGCCGCUUAUCCAGUCCGUCCGACGUCCGGGACCUCUUGUGUGCCGCUGCUGGGCUUCUCAGAGGGGGCGCGCUGUCCUUGUUUGACCACGAGGGGUCGCCGGUGACCAUUGAUCCUGAGAUGCCAGCCAAUCCCAAGAGACAGAGAGGUCCUCCUACAGAAAUUCUGCACUGAUGUCACCGUCCAGCUCUCCAGUGGAGAGCGGGAGGAGAGCCGAGAUCGCCAAGUGUCAGGGGGAGAUCGAGAGGCUGCGGGAAGAGCUUGCCAAGAGAUCCCUCUGGAUUUGUGCCUCCCCGUGUCCCCCUGCCAGCAGGAGGCUUAUCCCUCGCCGUGAUGUUCCCUCAUAUCCCAAGUACACCCUCUCUCCAGAGACCAUCGAGGCACUGAAGAAGCCAACCUUCGACAUCUGGCAGUGGGCUCCCAACGAGAUGCUGAGUUGUAUCGAGUACAUGUUCCACAGUCUGGGCCUGGUCAACCAGUUUAACAUCAAUGCCAUCACUCUGAAGCGAUGGCUGCUGAGCGUCCAGGAGAACUACAGGGAGAAUCCGUUCCACAACUUCCGCCACUCCUUCUGCGUCACCCAGAUGAUGCAUGGCAUGAUCCAACUGUGUGAGCUGCAGGCCCGGCUGAAACCCAUCGAGAUCUUGAUCCUGAUGACCUGCGCUGUCUGCCACGACCUGGAUCACCCCGGGCUCAACAACACAUACCAGGUCAAUGCUCAGACCGAUCUCGCACAUCGCUACGGAAACCGCUCCCCCCUGGAACAGCACCACUGCACCGUGGCCUUCCAGAUACUCUCAGAGCCCAACUGUGACAUCUUCGCUGGGACAGAGUCGGGAGUCUCGGAGGAGAUCCGGAAGGGGAUGAUGGAGCUGAUCUUGGCCACAGACAUGGCGAGACACGGGGACAUCAUGGAUGCAUUUGCACAAUGCCUCGACGUGUUCGACGACCAGAACCAGGAACACGUCCGACUGCUGGAACAAGUACUGAUCAAAUGCUGCGACACCUCCAACGAGGUGCGGCCCACCCAGGUCUCUGAGCCCUGGCUCGACUGUUUGUUACAGGAGUACUUCAUGCAGUUGGACCUGUUCCAGGGAGACCGGGAGAAGUCGGAGGGUUUACCAGUGUCGCCCUUCAUGGACCGGGACCGGGUGUGGAAAUCUCACACACAGAGUGCAUUCAUCACUUCCACCCUCAUGCCCAUGUUCGGGUCCUUGACCAAGCUCUUCCCCCAGCUGGAGGAGGUGAUGCUGCAACCCCGCAGGCUGGCGAGGGAUCGUUACCAGCAGCUCGGAGUGGGGGAGAUGGCGAGACUGGAGGUGCCCUCGGAGCCCACCGUGGCAUCAGUCUCCAUCUGACGGGACAGUGGCAUUUUCCUCUCUUGGGGGUGGGGGUGGGUUGGAGGUUUGGGUAAGGGGGAUGGGAUAGAGAUGGGCAGAGCACACUCUCUCUCUCUCACAAACACUCUCACUCCCACUCACACUCACACCCCCAGUCACUCACACUCCCAGGGCACAGCGUUGUACAGACUAACUCUUUCCAGAUCCUUUUGAACAUCAACACUAACCAAUCUCCCACAGUUUAACAAAUACUUUGCUCUCUGUUCUGUGCUUUAGUGGAUGUCUCCAAACAUCUCCACAUUAUAAUCUCUCAUCUGUGUUCUCACCCACUCUCAGCACGCCCUCUCCUCUCGAAGCUCUGAAUAUCCUCCCUCCCCCAGUGGCACAAGGCUUUACAGUACCAGCGACCUGGGUUCAAUUCCCAGAGCUGUCUCUGAGGAGUUUGCAUGUUCUCCCCAUGAACGUGUGGGUUUCCUCCCACAGGCCAAAGCCCUAGCAGGUAGGUGAAUUGCUAGUUGUAAGUUUUCCUGUGAUCAGUCGAGGGUUAAAUCGGGGGUGCUGGGUGGUGUGGCUUUAAGGGGCAGAAGGGCCUAUUCCACUCUGUGCCUCAAUAAGUCAAUAAAAACUCCCCAUCUCAGCCAGUCUAAUCAGGUCAGUGACCUGUCAGCAGUCCUUAUCAUGAAUUACCAUAAAAACUUGCCCCAGAUACUGAAAAUAUUGUGUGAACACACAUAAACCAGUAUAAUAAAUAUCAGUGACAAGCGUAUUGUUAAUCAGCCUCAGAUACGGGACAUGUUGCAAACCAGUCCCUCUGAAAACUGCAAACACUGAACCAGCCCCUCUGAAUACCGUAAAUAUUGUGAACCAAAGUCCGAAGUUGCAGGUGAAUUUAUUAAUGUGCUGUAUGUUACCACAGAGCACCUUGAGAUCCAUUUCUUUGCAGACAUUUAUGGAAAAAGAGAAAUACCAUAGAGUUUAGGAAAUGCUGUGUGUGGAGACUGCAAACAACCAAAGUGCAAAAGAAGACACACUGUACAAUUAAAAAAAUAAUCCUGACUAAAGGAGUUGUAAAGAGUCAUUGAAAGUGAGUCUGUAGCUCACAGAAUCAGCUCAGUGUGGAGGAGAGUGAAGUUGUCCACGCUGAUUCAGGAGUUGAUGGUUGCAGGGGAUUAACUGUCCCUGAACUUGGUGUUGUGGGAUCUAACCAGUCUCACUGUCAAAAUAUUAUGGACCUUCUGCACCAGCUACUGUGAAGAUUGUGAACACAACACAAUAAAUAUUGAGCACAUGCGAUAUGAAAUGUAAAUAUUGGAAGAGAAAUGCCCUGGACCGUAAAUAUUGUGAGCAAGCUGCGGUGAUAAAGGGUUUAUGCAACUCAAUGCAUAAAAGCAUGGUCAAGAGGUUCAGAUGUCACCCAGAACAAAUCUCAAAAUGGGAAAGAAAUGUGAUCUAAGUGAUUUUGACAGAUUGUUGGUGCCAGAAGGGGUGGUUUGAGUAUCUCAGAAGCUGCUCAUCUCCUCAGAUUUACAUGCACAACAGUCUCUGGAGUUUACAGAGAAUGGAGUGAAAAGCAAAACAGAAAAAUAUCAUCCAGCAAGUGGCAUUUCUGUGGGUGAAAUGAGAGAGGUCACAGGAGAAUGGCCAGGCUGCUUCAAGCUGACGUGAAGGUGACAGUCACUCAGAUAAACGUGUGUUGUAACAGUGUGUGCAGAAGAGCAUCCCUGAACACACAGCACCAGCAGACCACGAAAGGACACCCAGUCACCACUUUAUUAUGCAAAGGAGGAACGGAAUAAAGUGGUCUCUGAGUAUUUAUACCAGAAUUAUGGUACUGGUGUCAUACUAAAUAUCAUAAUGGUGAGCCAGCUUACCGAAUACCAUAAAUAUUGCGACCUCACUGCAUGAAGUACCAUAAAGACUGGGAAGUAACCUCACAAAAUACUGUAAAUGCUCUAAACAAACAGUAAUACACCACGAAUAUUGCAACGAGCCACACCGUGUCCUCUCACACUGAAUUCUGCAAAUAUUGUGGACACAGAGCACUGUUGGUUGUAAAUAUCAUAAUUGAAGAGCAGGAAAUAGCGGAAACACUGAUGAUGUCACACCAAACGCUAUAAAUAUAAUGAACCGGGUACCAUAAACAUUGUGAAAAUAGUGCCGUUCACAAGUUAGAGUGGCUACCGUAAAUAUCAGGGACACGGGGCAACAAAAGCCGUAAAUAUU
This is a messenger RNA of Hypanus sabinus (Atlantic stingray), 3575 nucleotides long. Its product is annotated as high affinity cGMP-specific 3',5'-cyclic phosphodiesterase 9A-like. Gene Ontology annotation, molecular function: 3',5'-cyclic-GMP phosphodiesterase activity. Gene Ontology annotation, biological process: cGMP catabolic process. The coding region runs from base 186 to 1370 and encodes 394 amino acids. Lineage: Eukaryota; Metazoa; Chordata; Chondrichthyes; Myliobatiformes; Dasyatidae. The record is from RefSeq and is a predicted model, not a curated record. The transcript has 14 exons.